GGAGGAGAGAAAACGGAGCAAUCGAGCGGCUGAAUCCGGAGAAGCAGAGCCAACCACCGCUAACGGCGCUCAACUCGUCUGGACUACCCGGGCUAACUUUAGCUACAUGUGCUGAGGUCGAUCCCGACUGCAACGAUGCCCACGGUUACUUUACCGCCGAAGGAGAACGCUCUCUUUAAGAGGAUUCUGCGAUGUUACGAGCACAAACAAUACAGAAAUGGGCUCAAGUUCUGCAAACAGAUCCUGUCCAACCCCAAAUUUGCAGAACAUGGAGAGACAUUGGCCAUGAAAGGUUUGACCCUGAACUGUCUGGGGAAGAAGGAAGAGGCCUACGAACUGGUGAGAAGAGGCCUCCGCAACGACCUCAAAAGCCACGUCUGCUGGCACGUUUACGGCUUACUGCAGCGCUCGGACAAGAAGUACGACGAGGCCAUCAAGUGUUACCGCAAUGCUUUAAAGUGGGAUAAGGACAACCUGCAGAUCCUUCGAGACCUGUCGCUGCUGCAGAUCCAGAUGAGAGACCUUGAGGGAUACAGGGAGACGAGGUACCAGCUCCUGCAGCUGCGCCCGGCCCAGAGGGCCUCAUGGAUUGGUUAUGCCAUCGCCUAUCACCUUCUGGAAGAUUAUGAAAUGGCUGCAAAAAUCAUCGAAGAGUUCAGAAAAACACAGCAGACUUCUCCAGACAAAGUGGACUAUGAGUAUAGCGAGUUGCUGCUGUACCAGAACCAGGUUUUGAGGGAAGCAGGUCUGUACAAAGAGGCCCUGGAUCAUCUGUCCAACUAUGAGAAGCAGAUCUGCGAUAAACUGGCAGUGGAGGAGACGCGAGGAGAGUUGCUGUUGAAGUUGGAGCGUCUGGAUGAAGCUACUGAGGUCUACAGGCGUCUGCAGGAGAGGAACCCGGAGAACUGGUCCUAUUACCAUGGCUUGGAGAAAGCCCUAAAGCCAAGCAGCGUUGAGGAGAAACUGAAGAUCUAUGAAGAAACCUGGGAGAAGUUUCCUAAGGGGCUGGUUCCUCGGAGGCUGCCACUCAACUUUCUCUCUGGUGAGAAGUUCAGGGAGUGCCUGGAUAGAUAUCUGAGGAUGAACUUUAGUAAAGGCUGCCCGCCUGUCUUCACCACGCUCAAAUCAUUGUACAGCGACAAAGAAAAGGUGGCAAUUAUAGAGGAAUUGGUGGUCAGCUAUGAAACAUCAUUGAAAAGCUGUCGAAUGUUUAGCCAGAACGAUGAUGGGAAGGAGGAACCUCCAACCACAUUACUCUGGGUGCAGUACUUCCUGGCUCAACACUAUGACAUGAUUGGCCAGCAGACCCUCGCUCUAGAACAUAUUAACACAGCCAUCGAGAGCACACCCACACUCAUCGAACUCUUCCUCAUCAAAGCCAAGAUUUACAAGCAUGCUGGGAACAUCAGAGAGGCCGCUCAGUGGAUGGACGAGGCCCAGGCUCUGGACACAGCUGACAGAUUCAUCAACUCCAAGUGUGCCAAGUACAUGCUGAAGGCUGGCAUGAUCAAAGAGGCGGAGGAAAUGUGCUCCAAGUUCACACGGGAGGGGGCGUCAGCGGUGGAGAACCUGAACGAGAUGCAGUGCAUGUGGUUCCAGACUGAAUGUGCGCUCGCCUACAAGGGCAUGAACAAGUUUGGAGAAGCGCUGAAGAAGUGUCACGAGAUAGAGAGGCAUUUUGUGGAGAUCACGGAUGACCAGUUCGACUUUCACACCUACUGCAUGAGGAAAAUGACGCUACGCUCCUACGUGGACCUCCUAAAGCUGGAGGAUGUUCUCCGGAUGCAUCCUUUCUAUUACAAGGCUGCUACCACAGCGAUCCAGAUUUACCUCAGCCUCCAUGACAAUCCCCUGACUGAUGACAGCAAAGAGCUGCAGGCAGACACUGCCAACCUGUCGGACAAAGAACUGAAGAAGCUUAGGAACAAACAGAGAAGAGCUCUGAAGAAGGCCCAGCUGGAGGAAGAGAAGAAGAAUGCAGAGAAGGAGAAGCAGCUAAAGAACCAGAAAAAGAAGAAGGAAGAUGAUGAUGAGGAAAUCGGAGGGCCCAAGGAGGAGCUCAUUCCUGAGAAACUGGUCAAGGUUGAAAGUCCACUGGAGGAAGCGGUGAAGUUCCUAACGCCUCUGAAGCACCUGGUUAAAGACAAAAUUGAGACGCACCUGUUGGCCUUUGAGAUUUACUUCAGGAAAGAUAAAUACCUGUUGAUGCUCCAGUCGGUGAAGAGAGCCCUGGCCAUUGAUCCAGACCACCCUUGGCUUCACCAGUGUCUGGUGCGCUUCUUCAAAGGAGUGUCGGAGAGCAAGGAGCUGCCGGAGGUGGUCAGGACAGUGCUGAAGCAGGAGAUCACACGGCUGUUUGGAGACAGCAACCCCAAGAGCUUCAACCAGGCCUACCUCAGCAAGCACUCCAACUCCAUACCACACCGCCUGGCUGCUGCUAAGAUGAUGGCGUAUCUGGACUCGUCAACGGAAGCUAAAGCAGCAGAACUGGCCACAUCACUGGAUGAGUCUCUGAACAACAGAACUAUUCAGACCUGCACAGAAGUCCUGGAGUGUCUUCGGAGCGGCUCGCUGGGAGACUGUAAGGAACACGCGGAGUCAUACCGCGUCGAGUGUCACAAGCUUUAUCCGUACACGUUAGCUUUCAUGCCCCCCGGCUAUGAGGAGAACACCAAGAUCGCCAACGGAGACGUCUCCACAGAAACCGAGGAGCUUGGAAAUGAGAUCUGAGUGCUGCAGAAGAGCUGCGGAUGAGAAAAGGAAUUGGGCCGAGCACAGAGCCUUGUGGUACGCCGGGUAGCCAUAAAUUCUUUUUUUUUUUUUUUUUUAAGAGCCAGACAAAGAAAGCAAAUAGGGGUGUUUGAUAAUAUGGCUCAGCUUAAUUUGGUCUGACCUGGCAUGGCUUGGCUCUCUCCUGCGUGGGUGAACUUCAGGACUGUGUGUGUGUUUUGAACGCGUGCGUACAUAUUCGUUGGUUAAGAGGGGAGGGGAAAGAGGAAGAUGACGGAGCAAACAUUUUACUUUUUUAACAGCCUGCUACCAAGUUUAACUUGAAAAUAAGUCAUUGCGAAACAGAUAUAGAAACUGUGAUACAAAGACACAGAUUGCUGGUUUUGGCCAAGAUGUUGAAUAAAGCCGCUCGAGUUGGACUCCAACACACAAUUAUAGCAUAAUCUGUUCCCAUUAUUUUAAAAAGAAUAUCUUAAUUUAUAUGGAAACGGGACACGGCUGUCACUCUAUGAUGUGGGACUGAGCAGAUUUGAUCUCUGGUCUGUAACCAGCUGAAUAGAAAUCAUUCACUGAGGACAUCAGCUGCUUCAGGCGUAUCUGUAUCUGCUGUAAAACUCACUUCAGUGUCUGUGGAGAACGGGAGAAAGGCCCAAUCCCCGCGGAGACACAGCAACGUGUAAGACGGCUUUCCAUCAGAAUGUGCUUCCUUCACCCGCUCCGGAUUCAACCUGGGAACAUGUAACCCUGUCUGUUCUUCUGGAGCACCUUGUAGCACAGAAUAAAAACUGUAAAGAUUGUGUUGCGCUCUGUUUCAAUACACUGCUACUGUGUUGUUGUGUUUUCUACAUGGCUAUCACAGAGAUGGGUAAAACCGAAGCAAUACCAUAGUCGCCUCCCUGUUUAUACGGGACCAGUGUAACAGUGAACGCUUUGCAGGGCUGUUUACACUGAUCCUACAGGAAGAGGCCCGUGAGUAGUUGUUGUUACACUUAGAAAUGGUUUUAUCUGCAUGUUGGCUCUCUGUUGAAAAUGAAAUGAGCAUUUUAACAUGUCCUUCAGAGGGAGCUUGUGGUUCAGGUGAUCCUUGGAACGGUCAGACGUCACUGAGCAAGAAAGUGUGAACAUCAUGACAGGAUUUUACCUCCUCUGUUCCCGACAGCUUCAGGAACUUGUUUUCUUCCCCUUUUUCCUCUCAUUUGGGUUCUAAUGUGAAAGAUGAAAUCUGAGGUGGUGAUGUAUGAUAUCUCUGGAUUUUUGUAUUAAAAAAAGAAACAAAAAAAAUA
Messenger RNA from Cyprinodon tularosa, 4013 nucleotides. It is a transcript of the gene naa15b, whose product is annotated as N-alpha-acetyltransferase 15, NatA auxiliary subunit b. Bases 136 to 2730 code for a protein of 864 amino acids. Gene Ontology annotation, cellular component: cytoplasm; NatA complex. The record is from RefSeq and is a predicted model, not a curated record. NCBI's taxonomy places the organism in Eukaryota, Metazoa, Chordata, Actinopteri, Cyprinodontiformes, Cyprinodontidae. Gene Ontology annotation, molecular function: protein-N-terminal amino-acid acetyltransferase activity; protein binding. The transcript is spliced from 21 exons. Gene Ontology annotation, biological process: N-terminal peptidyl-methionine acetylation.